Molecule: messenger RNA, 624 nt
Organism: Miscanthus lutarioriparius
Lineage: Eukaryota; Viridiplantae; Streptophyta; Magnoliopsida; Poales; Poaceae
Source: the annotation of a GenBank genome assembly
AUGCGCGCGGUGCGCGUCGCGACACCGCGGUCCGUGGCCCUGUGCUGCGCGCCCGCCGGCCAGGCCGAUCCGCCGCGCAUGGAAAGGGGCGCCCGGCCCGACCCCGAUGACGUGGGCGUGGCAUCCCGGACACCGGACCGGAUGAGGCGCGGUGCCGUACCUCAAUUCCGGCCGUCGGUCGAUGGAGACGCUUGCGGUUGCAGAGGUGGCAGCCGCAGGGCUCCCUACACCACCUACGAGUACUACACUACUAUGUCAAGGUUUGGAACUAGAGCUCGUCGAGGGUGGGAUGAAGAGGAUGAAUCUGAUGACGACGACCUCUUCAUCAUUGCUGGUCUUCUUGAGGGCUCGAGGAGAAACAAGCGCAAGAAAAAGUUUCGUGGAUCGUUGCCGGGUCGCCGCAAAGUGCCACGGAACAUUUCUGAAGGUCACAAUCGCAUCUACGGACUACUUCGCCGACCGGAGGGUAUCCCUGUGUUGCAACCUGUGGACUACCAACGCCGUAAUCCUCUUGUGCUAGAGGACUUCCUGAAGAUACACGACGAGAUUGAGGAUAGGUCUUCACAUGAGCGACUUCGUGAUGACCUUGUAGAGCACUUGUGGGCAAUUCAUAGUUCUAGGUAG